CUGACGCGUGUCGCACCUCUGCGCAAUACGAACGAGUACAAAUGACGCGUUUGACACUUCUGUCACUUCACUUUUUACAUACGUGUCAAUAAAACUUGCGCGUUCCGCUAUCGCGGCCUUUAUUUUUAAGAAUUAAUUGACAAAUAUAUAUAAUCAAGUAAAAUGGCACCGAAACAGAGGAUGCGUAUCGCCAACGAGAUUGCAAGCAAAAACAUCACUAUGAGGGGAAAUGUGCCGAAAUCCACCAAGGAAAAGGACGACCAAUACCCCGUCGCGCCGUGGUUGCUGGCUCUCUUCAUUUUCGUCGUAUGCGGCUCCGCCAUAUUCCAAAUAAUCCAAUCAAUACGUCUCGCCUAAGACCCUCUGUGAUUCCCGACUGAUAAUUUAGUACCUACCCACAGUGCAAUCGUUGUGGCUUGAUUUGUUUCUCUUUCACACGUACAGCGUUAGAGCGGGACGGAUAUAUGCUAAAAAAUCUAACCAACACGCCCGCAUCUGUGUUUAGAAAAUGUAUAUUUUGUAGAUACCGGUUUUAAGAACGUUCAAGCCACAAAAUCCAUAGGGAAAUUAAGAAAAAUGUAACUAGGAAUUUACCAUAGACAGUGGGAAUUCUUAAUACAACGCGACCCUGACGUUUUUGUGUUCAGUAUAAGGUAUAAUCUCAUCGUGUUGAAUAUUCUUGUAUAUUGUAAAAAUUAAUGAAAAAUAUAUAAAUAUAUUAUAAGCAUUUAGCCGAUGUAAUUUGAAUGUAUCCAUUUCCACCAUUGAGUUGACGCACAAACUGUUGGGAGUUCGAUUUUCGAGAUUUUAUUUGUAAUUGUAAUGAUUUUGUUGUGAAAUCAUUUAUGUUAGCGUCACUAAAAUUAUCGGUAUAUUUUAAUUUUAAAUGUAAUUUAUUUGAUUAAAUACAAUAUAUUUGUCAUAUGAAA
Molecule: messenger RNA, 929 nt
Organism: Manduca sexta (tobacco hornworm)
Lineage: Eukaryota; Metazoa; Arthropoda; Insecta; Lepidoptera; Sphingidae
Product: stress-associated endoplasmic reticulum protein 2
Exons: 3
Coding region: 163-357 (64 amino acids)
Biological process (GO): endoplasmic reticulum unfolded protein response
Cellular component (GO): endoplasmic reticulum
Source: RefSeq, a predicted model, not a curated record